ACCACUUUUGCCUUGCUUGUUGCUUCCCCUCCCCUGCGGUGCGGUCGUGCAGAGCCAACAGCUGCAGCAGCACAACCCGCACCGCAAAGCCAGGCACGCGGCUUCUGGAAGCUUCCCUCUCAUCUGGUUGGUUGGUCACCCACGACCCAAAUCGCCCGCCCGCGGCUCCUCCGCCGCCAGCCAGGCAGGUGUCGUCUCUGCCCUCGGUACGACCGCCGGAUUCGGGCGCUGGGGUGGGUUGUUUUUGGUCUCCCCCACCGGCCACACACCCACACCAGCCUCGGCCCCGCCGUCUCUCCAAGACCUUGGUCGACUCCUCCGCCCGGGCAUGCCCCCCCACCGCCGAUCGCACACGGUCGUAUGAUUGCAAUGAAUCCUGAGAUCGUACUACCGUCUUGGAAACAAGUAAGCUGCCAAAGUGUUUUUCGGCAUCGGUCAAUCCUGUGAAACACUAGACCGCUCAUCACCUUGCAACUGGAAAGGAGAGAGCAAAGUGAUUUGCUGUCUCCUGGUGAUCGAUGCUCUUGAGGCCUAGUGAUGGCUGAUGCUAGCUCAAGGACUGACACAUCAAUCGUUUUAGACGACAUCGACAAGAAUCAGAGGAUGGAGAAUGGAAGUGGUGCGGUUCUACCUUCUAAUUCUUCAGAUAGGUCCGACAGGUCUGACAAACCUCUGGACCAAAAGACAAUGCGACGGCUUGCCCAAAAUCGUGAGGCAGCAAGAAAAAGUCGGCUGAGGAAAAAGGCAUAUGUGCAGCAGCUGGAGAGCAGUAAGCUGAAACUUGCACAACUGGAGCAGGAACUCCAGAAAGCUCGCCAGCAGGGAAUCUUCAUUUCCAGCUCUGGAGACCAAACCCAUGCCAUGAGUGGAAAUGGAGCAUUGACUUUUGACAUAGAAUAUGCUAGAUGGCUAGAGGACCAAAAUAAGCAGAUAAAUGAGUUGAGGACUGCAGUGAAUGCUCAUGCAAGUGACAGUGAUCUACGACUUAUUGUAGAUGGCAUAAUGGCACAUUAUGAUGAAAUAUUCAAGGUCAAAGGUGUUGCUGCGAAGGCUGAUGUAUUUCAUAUACUUUCAGGCAUGUGGAAGACACCUGCUGAAAGGUGCUUCCUGUGGCUUGGGGGUUUUCGUCCAUCUGAACUUUUAAAGCUCCUAGCGAAUCACCUCGAGCCCCUAACCGAGCAGCAAAUGCUGGGUUUGAACAACCUCCAGCAAUCUUCCCAGCAGGCAGAGGAUGCACUGUCACAGGGCAUGGAAGCACUGCAGCAAUCUUUGGCAGAGACUUUGGCUGGAUCUCUUGGUCCAUCAGGUUCUUCAGGAAAUGUGGCAAACUACAUGGGUCAGAUGGCCAUGGCCAUGGGCAAACUUGGGACGCUCGAGAAUUUUCUUCGCCAGGCUGACAACCUGCGACAACAGACAUUGCAUCAAAUGCAGCGUAUUCUAACGAUCCGACAGGCUUCUCGUGCUCUUCUUGCCAUCCAUGACUACUUUUCACGGUUGCGUGCUCUAAGUUCUCUGUGGCUUGCUAGGCCGCGAGAAUAACAACUGUUUUGAGCUCCCUGUGCUGGUUGUUGGGAAUUCCAUGGCGCACUGGAUUGCAGCGAUUGCAUCCCAGAUCAUUCGUGGUCCUGUUUUUUGUUGUAAAAUUACUUUUGGUCUCUGCUUGGUCCAAAAUGUACUUAAAUGGUGUACAAGUAGGUCAAUCCUGUAAGUUAUGGUGAUUUAAGGGUGUGUUAGCAAUAAUAAUUAGAGAAAUCAGGGUCAGAGCUUUUGUUAUUUGUACUGGUUAGAGAUUUAGUCCUAAAUGUAACUCCUGGGACAUGGGGGCAGAAUGGGAAGAGAGUAAUAAGAGUCUUCUAUUGGUUACAGUACUAGUUACUAGUGUAUGUUGGUAUUGUUGCAUCUCAGUUGCUCACUUUUGCUGUUAGGAGAAUGAUUAUUCUAUCCAUUUAUGUACUCUGAAUGUUGUUUCUAA
Sorghum bicolor (sorghum) is the source of this 1972-nucleotide messenger RNA. RefSeq names its product transcription factor TGA2.1. NCBI's taxonomy places the organism in Eukaryota, Viridiplantae, Streptophyta, Magnoliopsida, Poales, Poaceae. Bases 538 to 1539 code for a protein of 333 amino acids. The transcript is spliced from 10 exons. The record is from RefSeq and is a predicted model, not a curated record. Gene Ontology annotation, biological process: DNA-templated transcription; regulation of DNA-templated transcription. Gene Ontology annotation, molecular function: DNA-binding transcription factor activity; sequence-specific DNA binding.